Molecule: messenger RNA, 1008 nt
Organism: Cyprinodon variegatus (sheepshead minnow)
Lineage: Eukaryota; Metazoa; Chordata; Actinopteri; Cyprinodontiformes; Cyprinodontidae
Product: toll-like receptor 13
Exons: 5
Coding region: 1-1008 (335 amino acids)
Biological process (GO): inflammatory response; immune response; toll-like receptor signaling pathway
Cellular component (GO): membrane
Molecular function (GO): transmembrane signaling receptor activity
Source: RefSeq, a predicted model, not a curated record
AUGAAAAAAUAUCUGCGACAUGCUCACUGCGACACGCUGCUGCGGGAGUAUAACCGAGGCAGACUGGUGAAGAGUGAGGCAGAGUUCCUAGUGAAGAGCAGAUUUGACGCCAGCCAAGGAGCAACAGUGUCUGUGAGGGAAUAUGCAGAGCCGGAGUCGAAGCGGAACCAUGUAAAGGGACCAGAAGAUCAAAGAGCCGAGGAAGUACCGGAGGAGAAUCGAAGCUCAGGUUUUAUUCGCUGGGCAAAAGACAACAAGCAAACACAAGUAGCAAACACAUCUCAGUAUAUAUGUGAAUUUCCUUUGCCCAAACAAGGAAGCUUGCUGUUAGACUUUGAUAUCCUGUCCUGUCGGGAUGAUGGCACCUUUUUCUGCUUCAUUUCCAGCACCUGUCUUGUCGUUCUAACUCUUCUUAUUCCCUUCAUCCACCAUUACCUAAGGUGGAAACUUGGCUACACCUUUCACCUCUUCUUGGCCUUUCUCUAUGAUAGCAAGAAAAGGAAGAAGGGAGACUCAUACAGGUUUGAUGCUUUUGUGUCCUACAACAUCAAUGAUGAAGACUGGGUUUAUAGAGAGAUGCUUCCCAUGUUGGAGGAGAAACAGGGCUGGAGACUUUGUCUACACCACAGAGAUUUCCAACCAGGUAAACCCAUCAUAGAAAACAUCACUGACGCCAUUUAUAGUAGCAGGAAGACCAUCUGUGUGAUCAGUCGCAGCUACCUACAAAGUGAAUGGUGCUCCAGGGAGAUCCAGAUGGCAAGGUACAGCUUUCGGCUGUUUGACGAAAAAAGGGAUGUGCUGAUCCUGCUGUUUUUGGAGGAGAUUCCUGGUUAUCUUCUAUCUCCGUAUUUCCGCAUGAGGAAACUGGUAAAGAAACGCACUUACCUGAGCUGGCCACAGGCUGCACACCACCCAGGAGUCUUCUGGCAGAUGGUCCAGAGGGCUCUGCACACAAGGAACGCCCUUACUGAGAACACAAACAGGCUGACCGGACCAACAGGACACUGA